AUGUUUAAAAAAGAACCCUUAUCGGAAAAUAAUAGUCGUAAGCCUGAGGAGCCAGAACCAGUCGAAGGGCAUAAAUUGACCAAACUGUUCAAUAAAGUUACAGGACAACCUAGUUCUUAUGUUAACAAGUCAGAUUACAUCUUCGGUAAAACGUUAGGGGCAGGUACCUUCGGUGUUGUUAGACAAGCCCGUUGUAUUUCUUCUGGUGAGAAUGUCGCGGUGAAAAUAUUGUUGAAGAAAGCUUUGAAGGGCCAGUCAGUACAACUACAGAUGCUAUAUGACGAACUAUCCAUAUUACAACAACUAAAUCACCCAAAUAUUGUGAGAUUUAAGGAUUGGUUUGAAUCCAAGGAGAAGUUCUAUAUUGUUACUCAAUUAGCUACUGGAGGUGAGCUAUUUGAUCGUAUCUUGGAAAAGGGGAAAUUUUGCGAAGUUGAUGCAGUAUUCAUCGUGAAGCAGAUUCUACAAGGUGUUCAAUAUUUGCAUCAGAGGAAUAUUGUGCAUAGAGACUUGAAACCGGAGAAUAUUUUGUAUUUGAAUAAAUCAGAUGAUUCUCCUUUGGUGAUAGGUGAUUUCGGUAUUGCGAAGGAAUUGAAAGAUGAUAAUGAACUAAUUCAUAAAGCAGCAGGGUCUAUGGGUUAUGUUGCCCCAGAAGUUUUAACAUCUUCUGGCCACGGUAAACCGUGUGACAUUUGGUCAAUCGGUGUUAUCACGUACACGUUGCUAUGUGGAUAUUCUCCAUUUUUAGCUGAAAGUGCGGAUGGAUUCAUCGAAGAAUGCACCAGUGGUCAGUACCCAGUAGUAUUCCACAAGCCAUACUGGAAUAACGUAUCUAAGACCGCAAAAGAGUUCAUAUUAUGGGCAUUGACGGUGAGCCCAAAAAGAAGGCCUACUGCAACAGAUUUGAUAAAUGAUAUCUGGAUCACUUCUACCGAAAAAUCAACCACUGAUUUGCUUCCAGAAAUCCGCAAAGGUUUCGAUGCUCGUAAGGAAUUCCGUGAUGCUGUUGAAAUCGUUAAAUUAAAUAACAGAAUCAAAAAGUUGAAGGUCCUUUAUGAGAACCAAGAUGAAUCUGAUACCGAUAUCGAGGUUAACUCAACUGAUAGCUUUUCUAAGAAUGAUUAUUCUGCAGACUCGUUGCAAAGUUCAUUGAAAAGUCUAUCAAUAAAGGAUAGUCAUACAGAAUUGAAAUCUUCUCUCACCCAAAACGCCUUCGCGCAGCUUGUUCUGACUGCGUCUAAAAACAAAGAAAAAGUAAAGAGCUUCCAGGACUCAGGAAACUAG
Kluyveromyces lactis is the source of this 1284-nucleotide messenger RNA. RefSeq names its product serine/threonine-protein kinase. The record is from RefSeq and is a predicted model, not a curated record. The transcript has a single exon. Bases 1 to 1284 code for a protein of 427 amino acids. Gene Ontology annotation, biological process: cellular response to oxidative stress; protein phosphorylation. Gene Ontology annotation, molecular function: calcium/calmodulin-dependent protein kinase activity; ATP binding. NCBI's taxonomy places the organism in Eukaryota, Fungi, Ascomycota, Saccharomycetes, Saccharomycetales, Saccharomycetaceae.